AUGGACACGGCUAAUCAGGAACACUUGCGACGGUCCUUUGGCGCAGCAUCUCUUUCUCCACCAGCAGCUUCGCCCGCCCUGCAUACCAAACCCAUGUUUCGCCGGCGCUUUUCCACCACUCUUCUUCUGCUGGGGGCCUGUGUGUGUCUGCUGUUUCUGGCAGCGUCACAGUCCCGUCUGGACCUGGAUGUGCCCUCUUACCAUGGCUACCGAAAGUCCAAAGAGGUGACGGACGAAAAGUUGCAUGUUCACAAAGAGCGUCCUCAGGAGGAGCAUCACGAACAUGUGGAGCAUAAGGAGGAGUCCAAGGAGGAGAUAAAGGAGGAGUCCAAGGAGGAGUCCAAGGAGAAGUCCAAGGAGGAGUCCAAGGAGGAGUCCAAGGAGGAGUCCAAGGAGGAGUCCAAGGAGGAGUCCAAGGAGGAGUCCAAGGAGGAGUCCAAGGAGGAGUCCAAGGAGGAGUCCAAGGAGGAGUCCAAGGAUAAGUCCAAGGAGGAGUCCGAGCCUGUGGCGGUAGAGCCCGAAAAGAAGCCUGAGCAAAGUCCUGAACAGGCGGAGGAGGAAAAGAAAAAGGCCGACGAGCUCAAGGUCCAGGAGGACCGUAAGAAGACCGAGGAAGACAAGAAGGAGGAGGAAAAGCGACUCAGAGAGGAGGAGAAGAACGGCCGAAUCGACCGGCUGGCGGAGGACGAGGAGCAGUUCAAGAAAACAGAGGCCAAACUCAAGGCGGCGGAAGAAAAGGCAAAGGCCAUGAAGGAGGAGCUGGAGGAGGCACGAAAACGAAAGGAAGAGAGACGAAAGAAGGCCCAGGAGCAAAAGAGUGAAAAGUUACAGGGAAUCUUCCACAAGCUGGAAGGAGAGGAGAUCGGAUCCAUCGUCAACAAGCCUCUCACUUACACGGACGAGGAGAAAGUGGACGGUCAUGUCCAGCCCUACGGACCCAAGAUUGCGCUUUUGUCUGCAUCCAACGGAAAAACGGACAACGAAAUGGCCAUGCUGGAACUGGUGCUACCCAACCGACAGGAGUACUGCAACUACCACGGCUACAUUUGUGCGUUUGUGGAUCUCAACACUGUCGACACCGGUUCGGAUCACGUGGUGUGGGCCAAGAUGGGUGCUAUUCAACGUGUCUUUGACGAACAUCCCGAAGUCGAGUGGGUCUGGUGGAUGGACACUGAUAUCUUCCUCAUGAACCCCGAGAUCGAGCUUGGUGAGCAUCUGCUGAGUGACCGAGCUCUGGUGGAACGACUCACCUACGCUCGUCCUAUUCGAAAGCCCGAUGCCACCUUUGAUGGAGAAGUCUACCCUUCUAAGGACAAUCCUCCCAAGCCCGAGAACCUCAAUCUGCUGUUGACACAGGACUUUUUCGGUAUCAACGCCGGCUCGUUCUUCAUCAAGCGGUCUCCUUGGACAGACAUGUUGCUUGAUCUGUGGUAUGACCCCGUCCACGUGGAGAAGAACUACAUCUUCAAAGAGCAGGAGGCUCUUAACAACCUGAUUCGAGGCCACAAGUCCAUCUUGUCGCACACUGGAAUCUAUCCCCAGCGUCUGUUCAAUUCGUACACUGGUGAGCCCAACGACGUGUGGACCUACAAGGAGGGUGAUCUGGCACUGCAUCUGGCCGGCUGCAACCACAAUAACGACUGUGAGAAGCAUCUGACUGGCUACUUUCCUCAGAGAGUCCGGGUUCCUGAGAAGUACAGGGAGUCUGGACUUAGAGUGGAUUUUGGAAAAAAGAAGGAGGGCAACUAA
This is a messenger RNA of Yarrowia lipolytica CLIB122, 1749 nucleotides long. RefSeq lists its product as uncharacterized. Lineage: Eukaryota; Fungi; Ascomycota; Dipodascomycetes; Dipodascales. Gene Ontology annotation, molecular function: glycosyltransferase activity. Gene Ontology annotation, cellular component: Golgi membrane. Gene Ontology annotation, biological process: protein N-linked glycosylation. The record is from RefSeq and is a predicted model, not a curated record.